Molecule: messenger RNA, 4685 nt
Organism: Physella acuta
Lineage: Eukaryota; Metazoa; Mollusca; Gastropoda; Physidae
Product: chromodomain Y-like protein 2
Cellular component (GO): nucleus
Molecular function (GO): transcription corepressor activity
Source: RefSeq, a predicted model, not a curated record
CAGUCCCGAUUUACUAUAAUCGUCGACAUGGCGGAUCAACAGCUGUAUGAGGUUGAACAAAUUCUUGGUAAGAAGGUUUUGCCUAGUAGACGUGUUCUGUAUCUAGUACGUUGGCGAGGAUUCUCUUCAGACCAUGAUUCCUGGGAACCAUACCAAAACCUUGAUGCCUGUAGGCCACUUAUUAAUAUUUUCAAUCAACACAUUGAAGAUACCCAAGGAAUAGCAGCCUUAAAUAAAUCUCAAAUUAUAUUAAAACCUGCAGAUGUUGAUAAAACUGUUCAUUCAAAACAUACACAUUUAAAAUAUUCAGCAAUAAAACGGAGUUACACGAAAAAAGAUAAAAGUACUCCAAAAUUGUCUGUGUCUGCAGGAAAGAAAGUAGAUGGUCGUAAAAAGCAAAGUAAGUUAAAAAUGAACACUACUAGUUCAAAAUCUGAAAUGAGCAAGACUGAGUCUCUCAAUGGAGGUGGGGGUGCACUGCAACCCUCAGAGAACACACCUGUCACAGAAUCACCUAAAAAGAAAAACAAUAUCCGUAAAAGAAAACUGGAUUUAGAUAAUACUGAUAAAUCAGUAGUCAAAAACAAAAAAUCAAAGCUGUCAAUAAGUAGCUCAACCCUAAAUAAUAAAACAGAACACAGUGGGCUUUUCAUAAAGGAAAAUGUUUUAGAAGAUGAUAGCGAUGAUGACAUUCUUUAUUCCCUUAAUUCUGACUGUGAUAGUUUUAAACACGCUGAUAAGAAUGAAAAGUCAAAAUACAAAUUGGAUUCAAAAGGGAAGUUUAAGACAAAGAAGACAAGAGAAAAGCUCCAAUCAUCUGUGAUAAAAAGGAGGUCCCCAAAACUCACUCACAUGAAGGAUCUCAAGGUUGGCAGCAAAAGAAAGAAAAUGUUUCUAAUAGACUCUAAAAAAAAAGAUAAAGACUUCUUUUCUCAAUCAGGUAUUUUUCGAUCUGUAUCACCUCCACCCAUGUUCACUACAGUUAAGCAUUUGAUGAGUGGCCAAGAAGCAAAGGAAGUGUCUGUACUCUCUGGUGAAUCUUUACUUGACCCUGUUUCUGCUGAAGAUUCUGAAACUUAUCUAGCAGAUGUCCCUACAUCAUAUCCAGUCCCUGCAGAGGAGCCUGUUGUUAAUGACCAAUCUUUGAGUUCUGGUUCCUUGUCAUACAAAUCAUUACUCAGUUGUCUCCCACAUGAACUCCACUUAUCUCACAAAGAUGGGAAAAAGAGUAAAAAUGGAGGCAGUAAUGGGGAAAGUGCAAGUAGUAGCCAUUUAAAUGUUCCCUCAACACUUGGACAAGAGCCAGUCGAAAGGCGGACAAGCAUACGAUCUACAGAAUGUGCAUUUCGUUACAAGCAAAUAGUUGUAAAGAAAUGUUUACGUUACACACAAAUUUGGUUAAACACUCAGACUGUGAUGCAAAAUGCUUUGAAUCCUCAGGUUAUACAAGAAGUUGUUUCUGCAUUGAAUUCAGCCAAAUAUGAUGACAGCCAUUUAGUUUUGUUUUCUAGUUUAGGGAAUGUUUUCUGUUCUGGUACUGAUCUUCAUUUCUUAGUGUCAGGUGAUCGGAAAAUGUCAGCAAGACAAAUGACAGAUGCCAUACGUGAACUGACCAAAACGUUUAUAACAUUCCCUAAACCCAUCAUUGCCGCAGUAUCAGGUGCUGUUGUUGGACUUGGAGUCUCCCUGAUUGCUCUGUGUGAUGUUGUGUAUGCCAGUGAUAAGGCAUCUUUCCAUCUACCUUACUCACAACUGUCACAAACACCAGAGGGCUGCUCAUCUUUUACUCUCCCCCUCACAGUUGGAUUGCCCUCUGCAAACGAGUUGUUGUAUGGAGGUAGGAAAAUAACUGCUAUGGAAGCAUACCAACAAGGACUAAUAUCUCAAGUUUUUUGGCCAACACUUAUGAUGCAGGAAGUUAUUCCAAGAGCUCAAAACAUGGCCACUUGCUCUGCAAAGGCACUAGAAGCAACAAAACUUCUGGUACGCAGUCACCAUCGUACAAAAAUGGAGCUAACAAAUGAAACAGAGUGCAAUCUUUUAUUAGAGAGGUGGACAUCUGUUGACUGUCAGCGUGCAAUUGAAGCCUACCUGAGCAAUGAGAAAAAUUUAUCUUUCUAAUGUUAUGCUUUCAUUGUGUAGCAUUUUUAACCAUGGAAAUGUAAUUUUAGAGCAUUUUAUUUUAAGCCAAUUCAUUUCCGGGACUAAUUAAAAACAUUGCAUGUUUAUUUCUGUAUGAACAUCAGAUCAUACAUAUCAUUUUUUUUAUUUGGCUCGACAACUUGAAUUUUUGGAGAGUAUGCUAGAUAUUUGAAGCGUGAAUCAAAUUUAUUUUUAAAAUAUAUAGAAACUUAAGAUCUAAUUUUUUGGAUAAUCUGAAUGAUAGAAGAAACAUAAGAGGAUUAUUGUAAUGCUGAAGUUAAACAAAUAAUUUACACAUGUGAAUGGGUGUCAGCCAUUGGCUGCAUGAAUAAUAAAAUGUGUUUUGUUAGCAUUUGUAAAUAAGAAUGCAUGAAUACAUUUUGUCUAAACAUUUUUGUAAUUUAUAAUUUUGUUAUUAACAAUUAAUACAUUUUUCUUUAUUUGGAAAAUGUUAAGCAAAGAAAUAUUCUUAUUUUAACUAGAGACUUUUCCUUUAUUCAAACUUUUUACUGUUGUAUUAUCUUAAAGUUGUAUUAACGAUAAAUGAACCACACCCUUCCAGAAUUCUGGUUUACAUAGUUUAAAAUGUUUUGAUAAUAGUAGUAAUUCAACCAUAUUUUAUUUGUAUUUAGUAGUAAUAUAUAACUACUCAGUUCUAAAGGUAGGUUAUAAUUUUCCCGUCCUUUUCAUUAACUUGGUUUCUUCGUGUUUAAUUUUUUUCAUGGCUUAUGAGGGAACUGUCAGGUUAUGAUUUUCAUAUGAUGAUUUUACAUUGGACUAUAACUUUCAUUGUAUUACAUCUUAAUUAUAAUAGGAAGUAACUUGUAUGAAGCUAAAUGGCAUACUUAACAUGAUGUAUGACUUAUUUCUCUCAAGGCGUAAUUUAAUAGUGAAAUUUUAAAAAUUCUCCAUUUUAUAGCCAUUAUUUAUUGAAAAGUAAAGUGUUGUCGGCAAUGGUUUGUGUUCUAGAAGUGCCUUGGAUUUAUAAAGUAGUGUUGACAGUUAUGUGAAAGCCUUUUAAUAACAUGUGAUAGUCCUCUUAAAUAGUUCAAAUUUAUAGAUUUUUUUACCACAUAAUAACUAGAAUAAAUAAGCAUUUUACUGGCUUCAAUUUACAACUAAUGUUAUUGGCUUUAAUAGUUUUACCUGAUUGCGUUUAUUACAGAUUACUUGUAUGAUUUUUAAACAAUUUUUAGCAAAUACUUUUAAACUAACCGUAAUUCUAAACACAAACAGGGCUUUAGCCAAGUGACUUGGUUUUAGCUUAUACUAUUUUUAUACAUUUAUUAGCAUUAUUUAUAUGCGGAUGGUAAGUUAUUUACUUUUGUUCUUUAAGUUUAUUUAUACUUCAUGUUGAGAAAAUUUUUAAAAGCCUCUAUAUUUAACAUUUGUAGCCAUUAAAUUUUUAAAAAUUAGAACAGUUUCAACAUGAAAUCAAUUUUUAAACAUUCUUUGUCAAAUUAUGCAUAUUUUAUUAUCAGAAAAGGUGUGUAAUUUCUCAGUAACAGUAAUAUUCUACACAUCAAAGAUAUGUAAUUUUAUGCACAAUGUAAUCUGAAGAUGGAUCUGAUGGUUGUAAAUAGUGUCAGUAUUUACCUAGAUCUAAUGUAUUUAGUAUUUAUAAUUCAUACCCUAAAAAUGCAUUCCUGUUUUUUAGUAUUAGUAAUUUGUUUAAUUAAGUAGCUACUAUAAACUUAUGGAAUAUUGGUGGCACCUUUUCAUGAAUGACAAUUUUAUGCUAUUUGAUUAGCAAAUUGAUCUAAUUUUUGGUUGCCCUCAUUUGUAGACUAACAAAAGAUACUUGAUUAACCCUGAAUUUGUAGUAAAGUGUUGGAUUACUUUCAAUAUGCUUUUAAAAAGACCAAUUCACAUGUUUUUACUAUUAUUGUCCUCACAAAAUAAAAGCUCUUUUUAAAUAAUUUUUUAGCUUAACUCAUAUUCAGUUGGCAGCUUUGUAUAUGAUAAAAGCAGCAAGCAUUUAAAAAAAUGAACCUCAUUCCUAAAGGUUAUACAAUUGAUGACAUGAUUGUAAUUUUUUCUCAAGCUCAGCCUGUCACCAGUCAAGUGGUGACAAUAAUUGGCCAUCUAGCACUUUGCUCCACUUCCAGUAAUAAAUUUGUUUUUACGUGUGAUUCUCACCCUUUUGCCUGUUGUUUUCAUAUCAGUAUUUAUUUGAAUUGUUCCUUAUAACAAAUCUUGUUGCAGUUAUAAUUGCAAAUUAGUGAAUAGAUUAGAUGGAUACUUGUAUGUGUAUGGCAAAGUGAUCUAUUUAGAUUGCAAGUCUAUGGAGUUUGUAAAAGCAUUUAAUUGUAAUGCCAUGUUUACUUUAUACACAAGUAGUGUUGGUUGUAUAAAAUAUUACUGUGCAUUUAUAAGAUUUUUUAGUCUUGAAGCAUCUUCAUUUUUGUUUGAUUGCUCCUAAACCGUGUCAUUUAUAGCUGAAAUUGUGUACAAAAUAUUCUUGCCAUUACCAGUGGUUAUUUGUCAUAAAGAAAAUAUGUCACAGUUGCUUGUACUGAAUAAACCUGAAAGUAGGAAUUGGA